Hypoxylon trugodes is the source of this 1692-nucleotide messenger RNA. RefSeq names its product ankyrin repeat-containing domain protein. NCBI's taxonomy places the organism in Eukaryota, Fungi, Ascomycota, Sordariomycetes, Xylariales, Hypoxylaceae. Gene Ontology annotation, molecular function: protein binding. The transcript has 2 exons. Bases 272 to 1615 code for a protein of 447 amino acids. The record is from RefSeq and is a predicted model, not a curated record.
ACCUUAUACAACACGAGAUAUUAGGACGACCAAUGAUUCUAUCCCCUGGUUACGUGCCUUAAAUACAAGGCUGCCAAUCUGGGAACUGAAUGCUGCCUGACAUACAUGUACCCAUGCCCUCACAUUCACUGCGGAGGCACCCAAAGUUUCAAUAUGCAUCCGCCAUUCGUGUCUCGAUCUAUGAAUCAAUCAGUAUUCUCUCAAAAGCGGCAUAAUUCCUCUUCUAUCGUUACCCAGUCCCAAGCCAAUUCGUACGUUGGUUAUUAGAAAUAUGAAUCUCCUUGAUCUUCCAAAUGAGGUUUUCUGGGAAAUUCUACGCUGUGCAGUGAGCUGCCGUGAAUUAAACAGAGCUCUAAGGUUAAAAUUGGUCUGCCGGCUCUUCUAUAAUUCCGUUCCUCGAGCCAUUUUUGAAGUUGGGCUAGAUGACAAUGUUAGGGCACGGGAUUACACAAACAUGAUGUUUAUGAAGGUGAAUUGGCGCACGUAUAAAUCUUACGGAUACAACGACUUCUGGCAUGCCUACCUCGUAUAUCGUGUUCGGACCGAAACCGACCCCACCCAAGGCCAAUAUGUGAACAUCCGACAGGUGGUAGACGCAUGGUGCGGGUACACAAACGACGCCUUCGAAGCCACAGUGGAUGCCCUAUGUUGGCUCGUCUUAGAACAAGGAGAGAUGACGCCUGGGCACCGAUCGCCCUGGCAGGAGGGUGAUGAACCACUGAAUUUAGGUCUAAGCCUAUUAAGUGUCGCGGCUCACUUUGGUCAUAUACCAUUAGCGAAGAAAUUUCUAGCAGAGGUUCGUUAUCCCGACAGUCUUUUCCCCUCGCCUACGUUCCUCGCCGCGGUCACUGGCAAUUUCGACAUGUUAGAACUCCUCCAAGAAGCAUUACUAAAUUCCGGAGUCCGUGAUCCAUGGGAUGGUCAUUGGGAAGCAAUCAGAGCCGCUUGCCAAUAUGGAGAUGUGGAUAUUUUUCGCCUGGCUAUAAAGUACGAAAUGGAAGAAUUUCGGUUAUAUCCGAGGUCAUACGGACUCAGGACCCUUACCAAGACCGUUUCUCUAGAACUAUACCGAUACAUUUGUAGCCUUGUAGGCGAGCCUACCGAUGGCGAGAAGGGUACUAUUGUAACAGCCCACACGAAAUUUGGCAAUACGGAAAUGGUUCGUUACCUCUUGGAUGGGGACGUUCUUGAAAUACGUCCAGGGAAAUUAAACGAAUUGUUAGAAAUCGCUGUCAAAUUUAAUCAUGAUGAGUUGGUCGAUCUACUCCUUAAACGCGGCGCCGAUACGGACUAUUGGAGACACCGGGCGUUGUCUACAGAGUUGUGCCUAGCGGUGUCGAGGGGUAGUCUACCCAUCGUGCGCAAGCUGUUAGAUUACGGCGCCAAAAUAAUGUAUUGUUGCCUCGAGUGUGCUGUGAUGCUCGAACAUACUGGCAUAUUGACCUUGUUAUUAACGAGAGGUUCGGUGAAAAAUUACAACAAAGUGUUUAAAGCGGCGAGAAAAAAUGAGCUAUGGUCCAUGGUUGAUUUUAUGAUAGAGUAUAACAGGUCUCAGCCGAAAAUCAAGGUGCCGAAAAGACGGAAAGACAGAAAGGUGUUCGUAGCAAAUUUAUAAACAGGUACAUAGAUUGGGAUUUCUCGGGCGUACAGGCUUAAACACAGAUAGCGAAUAUUUGAUAUGAUAUUAUAUGA